This is a messenger RNA of Fusarium oxysporum Fo47, 1704 nucleotides long. Its product is annotated as major facilitator superfamily domain-containing protein. The coding region runs from base 16 to 1659 and encodes 547 amino acids. The transcript has 2 exons. Gene Ontology annotation, biological process: transmembrane transport. Lineage: Eukaryota; Fungi; Ascomycota; Sordariomycetes; Hypocreales; Nectriaceae. Gene Ontology annotation, molecular function: transmembrane transporter activity. The record is from RefSeq and is a predicted model, not a curated record.
CAUGCACCUCCAAUUAUGACCCCAAAACCAUCCUCUAGGCCUCAGAGCCCCCAAAUCUCAGAAUCAGACGAAACACCUCUCCUCUCUCGCAGCCCCUCACCACAAUCCCCUCCACCCCCAAAACCACCCGUAUCAUGGUCCUCCCUCCCAAACAAAGGCCAACUCGCCGUGAUCCUCCUCGCGCGUCUCGCAGAACCCCUCAGCGAGCGCUCCCUGGCUUCAUAUCUCUUCUUUCAGCUCCAAUGGUUCAAUCCCGAUAUUGAUCCUUCGGAAAUUCCGAAGCAGAUGGGUUAUAUCACUGCUACAUUUGCUGCGGCUCAGUGUCUUACGUCUAUGUGGUGGGGGAGAGCGGCUGACCAUCCGAGACUGGGGAGGAAGAGGGUUUUGUUGAUUGGACUUGGGGGCUCGUCUUUGUCGGCGCUGGGGAUGGGCUUUUCAAGAUCGCUUGGCGGGGCGUUCUUCUUUCGCUUUUGUGCGGGUGCGUUGAAUGGGAAUAUCGGGGUUUUGAGGACGAUGGUUUCUGAAAUUGUUCCCGAGAAGCGGCAUAAAACGCGAGCCUUUCUCCUAUUGCCGAUGUGCUUCAACGUCGGAGUCAUCAUCGGACCUCUGUUGACAGGUUUCAUGGCUGAUCCCGUUCACACUCUUCCUCGCAUCUUUGGCCCAGGUUCUCUAUUUGGUGGAGAGAAGGGCGUGCAAUGGCUCGAAAAGUUCCCCUACUCACUUCCAAACCUCUUCUGCUUCUCGAUCUUGAUGUCAGCGUUCUUUCUGGUCAUUCUUGGCCUCGAUGAAACGCAUUCGCAUCUCCGACAUCGACCGGAUCCUGGACGUAGACUCGGAAAACUUCUUCUACGAAUCAUCCUUCGACGGAAGAAGAAUGAGCAUCUUUACAGCGCUAUCAAUAUUGAGGAUCCGUCUGAGGAGUUGAUGGAUCAUGAUGCCGACCAAGAAUCCGGGGAAAGUUCAAGACCAGCUAAAGCAUACAGCAAGACUCGUCCUCCGUUCCGAGAUGUGUUGACAAAGAACGUCUGUCUCAACAUGCUACAGCGCUUUCUACAAUCACUUCACGUCUCGGCAUUCAACUCCAUCUUAUUCAGUCUUUUGCCCACUCCUAAAGCAGACUCUACAGAUUUCCAUCUACCUUUCCGCUUCACCGGUGGUCUAGGCUUGUCAAGCGAGAGAAUGGGCUUAGCCAACACAAUCAUCGGGACCAUCGGCAUCCCGCUUCAACUCUUUAUAUACCCCAGACUCAUCGGCAAACUGGGCGUAAAGGCUUCAUACAGUGCUUUUCUUCCACUGAGCAUUAUUGCAUACUUCCUCCUCCCAUACCUGGUUCUUCUGCCAGAUAAUAAUGCUCUGGUAUGGACCUGCCUAUCUGCAGUUCUGAGUCUACAGGUACUGUCUCGAACGUUUGUGAACCCUGCUACUAUGAUGCUUGUCAAUGACUCGGCGCCAAGUCCAAAUUUGUUGGGCACGGUUCAUGGUUUGGCAUCGAGUAUUUCGAGUGCUGCUCGGAUUCUGGGACCUACGGUUGGUGGAACGUUGCUUGGAUGGGGUCUUGCUCAUAAUCUUGUGGGAUUGCCUUUAUGGGUGUUGACGAUUUUGGCAUUGGCAAACUGGGUUAUCCUGUGGUGGAUUGAUGAUGUGAACAUGUCUGAAUGAGGUGCAUGUAGACCGAUUGGUGAUGAGGUCAGGGUUUGAAUUCAC